AGAAUACCGCAAAUAAAAAAACAAAGAACGAUAAGAGGAAGACGAAUAUGCUUCAUGGUUUUACACAGCUGUAACGCGGACAUUGGAUCAUUCUUAGAAUUUCAUCACGUUCAACAAACGAUCGAGUUGAAUUAAUUGAGUCAUCAAAGUGUGGGGAGCUGUACUUCUGCACACCUCUGGGCAGCUGUGUGAUGCAGGCAGGAGUCUGUCUGAGACAGGACACUGAGGCAACACUACCAGAGAUAACUGAGCAGCACAGGAUCAGACAGAAAGAAGAGGAACUCAGUGGACUGGAGUCUGUCCACAUGGCAGAGUCAGAGACAGAGUGUGCUGCACCAGGACUCAACGCACUGGAGCCAGAAUGUGAUACAGCGCACAGUGGGGAGCUGCACUGCUGCACACCUCUGAGCAGCAGUGUGAUGCAGACAGGAGUCUGUCUGAGACAGGACACUGAGGCAACACUACCAGAGCUAACUGAGCAGCACAGGAUCAGGCAGAAAGAAGAGGAACUCAGUGGACUGGAGUCAGAGACAGAGUGUGCUGCACCAGGACUCAACAUACUGGAGCCAGUGUGCGAUACAGCACACAGCAGAGUCAGUGAUGUAGACCUCACACACACAUCACUGAUUAAAACAGAAAAUGAUCUGGGCUCCACCCACACUGGGGAUCCUAAGACAGAGAAACUAGGCAGCAUGGAGCUGGAAUAUGUAACCCAUCUGCAUCCUGACCAAAUCAAAACCGAGGCCGAUGAUGGAGGAUAUGCAGAUCGCAUCAGUGACUUGCGGGGUAUUAUAUGUGUUGACAUUAAAUCCAAUCAAAUGAAGUGUGAAUCCAGUGAAAUUUUAGUGAGUGAUCUCAUGGAUACUGUGAAGACUGGAUCUGGUGUUGAUCACAAAGAUCCGGCUGAACCAUGGCAAUGUUCCGGCGAGCCAAACCCAAACUGUAAAAAAGAAGAAAUUGAUGAUCUGCAGAUGCAGUGUGGGGACUUAAAUCAUCACGGCGACAUGAACAGUGAAAAUAACAUGACCAGAAUUUUCCAGAAAAGCAUAAGUAGUAGCAAGCCAUACAAGUGUACACAGUGUGAGAAGUGUUUUAUUAGAAAAUCUCAUUUUGAUAUACACCUGAGAAUUCAUUCGGGUGAAAAGCCAUACAGCUGUAUUCAAUGUGGGAAGUGCUUUUCCAAAGUGUAUAAUUUAAGUACCCACCAAAGAAUUCAUACUGGUGAAAAGCCAUACAAGUGUACACAGUGUGAGAAGUGUUUUAGUACAAAGUCAGCAUUAACUAAACACCUGAGAAUCCAUACAGGUGAAAAGCCCUACAAAUGCCCUCAGUGUGGGAAGUGCUUUUCUGAAACCUCGCAUUUAAAUUGUCACCAAAGAAUUCAUACAGGUGAAAAGCCGUACAAGUGUACACAGUGUGAGAAGUGUUUUAGUACAAGAGCUUAUUUAGAUAUACAUCAGAGAAUUCAUACCGGUGAAAAGCCCAAUAUAUGUCCUCAGUGUGGCAAGUGCUUUUCCAUAAUUUCUCUUUUAAAUCAGCACCAGAGAAUUCACACAGGUGAAAACCCAUACAAGUGUACACAGUGCAAAAAGUGUUUUAGUGCAAAAUAUUAUUUAGAUAUACACCAGAGAAUUCAUACAGGUGAAAAGCCCUACAAGUGUCCUCAGUGUGGGAAGUGUUUUUCCCACAAAUCAAAUUUAAGUAGCCACCAGAGAAUUCAUACCGGUGAAAAACAUACUUAUGUAUUUCGUUUUUAAGGAAAAAAUCUAUUUUACAUGACUCCCAUCAAAUUCAUACCAGGUUUUUUAUGAAUGCAUACAUUGUGGUGUACUUUGUAAAAUAAAAAAGUGCUAUACUAAUAAAAUUGAAUUAAACUGAACUGAAUUGAAAAAGACAUUGUCACAAAAA
This is a messenger RNA of Anguilla anguilla (European eel), 1908 nucleotides long. Its product is annotated as zinc finger protein 501-like. Gene Ontology annotation, biological process: regulation of transcription by RNA polymerase II. The transcript is spliced from 3 exons. The record is from RefSeq and is a predicted model, not a curated record. The coding region runs from base 192 to 1757 and encodes 521 amino acids. NCBI's taxonomy places the organism in Eukaryota, Metazoa, Chordata, Actinopteri, Anguilliformes, Anguillidae. Gene Ontology annotation, molecular function: DNA-binding transcription factor activity, RNA polymerase II-specific; RNA polymerase II cis-regulatory region sequence-specific DNA binding.